Messenger RNA from Aspergillus homomorphus CBS 101889, 1879 nucleotides. RefSeq lists its product as uncharacterized. The transcript is spliced from 4 exons. Lineage: Eukaryota; Fungi; Ascomycota; Eurotiomycetes; Eurotiales; Aspergillaceae. The record is from RefSeq and is a predicted model, not a curated record. The coding region runs from base 84 to 1769 and encodes 561 amino acids.
GAAAGACGAUCGAUCAAUUCAGCUUCUUCCAUAGCAGUCGUUCUGCAUAUGCGCUUGCUUGUCACCAAGCUUGCAGGCAAGCCAUGGAGCCACAGAAUCUGCAGGCUGCAUCGACCUACAUCAACAAUUUACUAUUGGCCAGGGGUUUGUUGAAAAGCGGUCACCCCAUCGAAUUCGCCAAUCCCGAGGAUGAAAAUGGAGGCUCAGCAGCCACCAUGGGCAGGAUCAUUAACUUGGUCAAUGAUCUGGUCUUGCGGAGAGACCGCGAAGCCGAGCACCGAGAGAGCCUCGCGACCACGAUAAGGACGCUGCGAGCGGAGGAAUCGCAGAAGACUGCGGAGUUGGAAAAAUUCCAAACGAGAACAUCCGAACUCACUCGAUCUCUGGCCCUGGCCGAAGCGCAAGAACGGUCCUUGAAAGCCAACCUUUCAGGGGCUGAGACGACUAUCCGAGGAUUGAAAGACCAAGUACAGCGAAUGAGGGCCACUAUUCAGCAGGUCAGAGCUCAAUGCGCCAACGACAUCCGCAAGCGCGACGCCGAAAUGCAGAAGCUCAAGAUGCACUUGACAGAACGCCAAAGGGGAAGGAGGGAUGGUCUGACGGUCACAACCAUCAACAUUAACCCGGCUACUGGUCAGCGUCCGCGACCAAGAUCUAUCGCAGGGGGUGAAGGCCUUAGCAAUCCUGGUUAUAGCUUGAAGCAAGAGACGAAUGACUUCCUGACGGAGCUCUGCCAAAACCUAAGCGACGAAAACGACACCCUAAUCAACCUCGCGCGCAAUACAGUUGAGACUCUUAAAGAGCUUCAAGGAUUAUCGUCUUCUGAUGAGGAGGAAGCUAAAUUCACCGGCGUCAUGAGCGUGGGGGCUCCGAAAUUGUCCCACGGGUCGGUAACUAGUCUUCCGGCCACUUGUGAUGAACUUUCGGAUCAGAUGGAUCGUGUACUCGAUCAUCUCAGGACUUUGCUCACCAACCCUUCGUUUGUGCCGCUUGAGGAAGUCGAAGUGCGUGACGAAGAGAUAAAACGUCUCCGCGAGGGCUGGGAGAAGAUGGAGGGCAGAUGGAGCCAGGCGUUGACAAUGAUGGAUGGCUGGCACAAGCGCAUCGCUGACGGAGGACACUCGGUGCAGGCAGAAGAGCUUCGUCGAGGAAUGGACCUCAACUUUCGCCUGGAUGCAACUCAGAAGUUAGCAGGAGACAGUGAUCAGGACGAGGCCAUGCGGUCACCUAUCUUUGAGGAUCGUCACGUUGAGAAAGAAGAGCAGACAAUCGCGCAACCUAUCUCCGACAAGACAAAUCGCCCCCUACCUGACAGAAAAAUCAAACCACCGUCUGGCGAAAUAAAGGUAAAGAAGAACAGUAAGGCCUUGAAGGAGAAAAGCGACAAUAUCAUGGCAGGGCGCUCCCCUAGGAAAGUUUCAUUUACAAAGGGGCUCCAGAACUCUCCCGGCGCUGCCACGCCCGCUGAAGACGAAACGUUGCAGGUGAAAGCUCACCGCUCGGAAAUGGUUACGCGUAGAACAUCCAAGAAGAAGGCAGAGCCUAAGGCUGCUCCUCACCAAAGUCCAAAUCCACCGCGGAUGAGUGUACCGCAGAAGCUGGAAGCAGUAGAAAACGAGGCUCGGGCUGCCGAGCAAACACGCAAAGAAAACGAGAGCCGCAAGCGAGGACGGAAUCUCAAGGGGUCCAGCAAAGGGCAGCGAGACCGACGUAGAAGUACCCUCACCAGUGACGAGCUUGGCGAGCUGAUGGGAAUGUCUUCGAGAUAAACUUACGGCUUACUACAUGUCUGAUGAUGAACCUGUUCGAUACCCCUGUCUAAGUGUCUAAGUAUAUAUUAUUCUCUGUCUACUGUUGCAGCACAGUCCUCCAAGACGAC